Molecule: messenger RNA, 720 nt
Organism: Enterobius vermicularis (human pinworm)
Lineage: Eukaryota; Metazoa; Nematoda; Chromadorea; Rhabditida; Oxyuridae
Source: the annotation of a GenBank genome assembly
AUGGCAAGCAGACGACAACGAGAAUUUGACAGAAAAUACAGUUCAUUCAGGAAAUAUACAGCAACAGAGGAUGUUAAUUAUGCAUCACACGUAACACGCAGUUCCUAUCGGUCAGAAUCGGUCACACAUCGAAGUGGCGAAAGGGGACGAAGUUCGUCAUCCGAAAUUAUUAGUGUUCAGCAGGGUCAAAUUGUUGAAGUUUUGGACAAAAAAAAUGCGUCAUCAUGGCUUAUUAAGACAAAGGCUCGCCCAUCGAAAACUGGAUGGGUACCAGGUUCAUAUUUUGAAUCGCCUGCAGAGUAUUAUAAGCAAAGACGAAGAACACGGGAGAUCGAUGGAGGUGACUUAAAUUUGACCGAAGAACAGGAGGCAAUUAUGAAAAGAGACCAAGUUUACCAAGAUCUUCUUCGUUCUGAGGAAGACUUUGUUGCUGAAUUACGGCACUUAGUGGAAGAUUAUGUUAGCGUGCUGGAAACAGCUCAUCUACCAAAAGAGGUGGACGAAGUACGAAAUGAGCUGGUGAUGAACCUGAAAGAAUUGUGCAACUUUCAUGCAAAUGUAAUGCUAAAAGGUCUGCAGUAUUACUCGGAUGAUCCUGGCAAAGUUGGACAAACUUUUGUCCGUUUAGAACGAGACUUGGAAUUGCACGUUCAAUUCCAUACACAACUACCAAAAGUUUUGCAGUUACUUACCCAGCAACCAAUACAGCAGUUUUUACAG